Messenger RNA from Oikopleura dioica, 870 nucleotides. NCBI's taxonomy places the organism in Eukaryota, Metazoa, Chordata, Appendicularia, Copelata, Oikopleuridae. The record is from the annotation of a GenBank genome assembly.
AUGCUCUCGCUCGAAUUCGAACAGCAAAUCAUCUCUUCAACAUCGAGUUCUUCCCGCGAGUCGCCGAGCAAAGCCCAUCCGACGAAGCCAGAACCAGAAUAUCGACAAUCUCAUCCGGAGAUUCUCAUGUCUCCUGCUUCUUUCAUCGCCCGUACCGGGUUAAGCAGCGGUCUAAGUAGAUCGAAUUCAAUGAGAGGCGCGGGGAAUGCCUGGAACUUGAACAAACCGAGACCGCUGCAGGGAUCGUCCACGAGCUGUUAUUCCAUUUCGACGAAUGUCAGCCCGAUGCGAAACGGACAGGACGAGAUGUGGAAUUUCACUCCCUUCAAGCGCUCAGCUACCCUCAAUGGAAUUGUAAAGGGUCAGCGUUACUCCGAUCACAAGACUCGCAACCGCCCGGCUGGGCUUACUCCAGUACGGGGCGAGCAGCACGAACUGUGGUCCCAUCCGAUGGAAUGUCUGAAGCUCACAGUGCGCGAGCUGAGCCACAUUUGCCAGGUCUUUUCCCGCGCCGAGAUUGAAAAAUACCACUCGCAGACGAAUUUGUACAAGCAACUUACAAAGGACCAAAUUUGCCUCAACUGUAAAAUCCAAAAGUUCUCGUGGGUUCUGUGGGCGCACACGUGCGAAAUUUGCAAGUCAAAGGUCUGCAAAAAAUGCGUGCGGAAGGUUGCCUCGCCGACGGAUGAUAUUUUGGAAGCGGCGGCUUACACAUUGUACCCUGUAGACACGCCCGAAAACGCAUGGGACUCGACGAAACGAUUAGAGAGAUGUCGAAAACUGAACGUUUGCGAUUCGUGUGUGGAUAUGCUGUCGCACAUUGUCGAUAACGCUCGGCGCGCGUUGGAAGCUCGCAGCAAAUUCAACUGA